Molecule: messenger RNA, 486 nt
Organism: Nicotiana attenuata
Lineage: Eukaryota; Viridiplantae; Streptophyta; Magnoliopsida; Solanales; Solanaceae
Exons: 3
Coding region: 1-486 (161 amino acids)
Source: RefSeq, a predicted model, not a curated record
AUGGAUAAAGCACAUCCAUUGAGUACCCUGAUAAUUGUGAGAUCACUUGAUAUAAAUAAAGAUUCAUUCCGACCUCAUGAAAAUGAUAAAGAGCUUUUUGGUGCUGAAAUACCAUAUCUUAGUGCAAUUGGGCCAUCAAUGUAUCUUGCCAAUAAUUCUCGACCAGAUAUAGCUUUCUCAGUAAGCUUAUACCUCAUGGGGAGCACUGAUAUGGGUUUAUUCUAUUCAAAUAAAUCCAAGUCAGCAUUAAUUGGUUAUGCAGAUGCAGGAUAUUUGUCUGAUUCACAUAAAGCUCGAUCUCAGACAGACUACUUAUUUACAUGUGGAGAGAAAGCUAAGGUGAAGAUAGCAAGCAAAAGGUCCCCAAUAGAUGAGAAGUGGUGUUGCUUGCUGAAUGUGACAGAAGGGAGUGAACAUUGUCUUCCUUCACAUGGAUGCCUGUGGCCUUCAACUGAGUCCUGUCUGAUAGAGAAGGAACUGUCAUGA